GGUGGAUUGCUCGAAUUGCACAUUUGCAAGACGACCUUGUCGGUCGGUUGCUGGGACGAUCAUGACUCGGACGACGCGGCUGCUGUGCGCGAUGACGCUCCUCGCGACGAUGCCACGCGCGGUCCACGCGCUGAGCAGCGACACGCCGGCGUGGGUCUGGGUGCUCGUCGGCCUCGGCGGCGCCGGCGCGUUCGUCGCGAUCCACUACUGCAUCCGCCAGUCGGGCCUCCUCUCGUCAUCGUUGCACCACCCGUUCCUCGGCGGGCAAUACACUGAAGACGGCCAGCCGCUCACGCGCCAGAACGUACAAGAGUCGCGCGAAGAGCUCGACGGGCAGUGGCACUGCACAGUCUGCGACUUCCACAAUAAACCGUCGGUUCCCACGUGCGUGCUCUGUGGGACGGACCAGGGCUUCCAGUUCCGGCUCUCGUCGACGGCCGCCGACAAGCCGCCGCGGUCGCCGUCUGCUGCGUGCCGACAGCAGUCGUUCAUUCGGCGACGCAUGAACAUGCUCAACGCACGCCAGCGCGGUGCGCGGAAUCGGCAAGAGUGGGUGCGCAAGCUCGACACAGACGGGCGGCGCGUCUGGGCGCGGUCGAGCCAUGACGAGGGCCAGCACUCGGUCGCGUUCGUGUCGCAGCUCACCAUGUCGCCCAAGCACCCGGAAGGCAAGAUGACCUUUCGCGAGUACCAGGACGUGGACGCAGCCAUGUCGUCGCGCGGCUACGUCAUCUCGCAAGAAGACCUGAGUGUCCUCGAGGAGGUUGCGACUUUGCCCUUCAAGGACAAGUAUUCUUGGUUCCUCACGCAGACCUCGGCGCUUCUGCACCCGUGGGAAGAAGGCCACUUGAAGAUGCGCGUCCAUCGCGACAACAUCCUCGUCGAGUCCAUGGAGCAGAUCCUUGGCAUUCAGAUGGAGCACAUCCACAUGCCGCUCCGGAUCGAGUUUGUCGGCGAAGUGGCCAUCGACGCCGGCGGCCUCGAGCGCGAGUGGUUUGCAAUGGUGAUUGAAAAGCUCUUUGACGAGACGAUCGGGCUCUUCAUGUGCGCGCACGUCGAGUCGCUGGCGUACGUGAUCAACCCCAACAGCGUCGAUGUGAGCGUCGAUCACUUGCUCUACUUUCGGGGCGCGGGGCGCCUCAUCGGCCGCGCACUGCUCGAAGGGCAGCUCAUGAAGGCGCAUUUGGCGCUGCCCGUGCUCAAGCACAUUCUCGGCGUGCCCAUUUCGUUUAGCGAUUUGGAGUUCAUUGACCACCAGCUGUACAAGUCGAUGCGGUACCUCAAGGAGCACGACGGCGUCCAAGACAUGGGCCUCGACUUUAGCGUCAACCACCGGAAGGCGACGGGCCAAGUCGUCACGAUCGACCUCAAGGAGAACGGCCGGCACAUUGAAGUCAACGACGCCAACAAGUCGGAGUACAUUUACCUCCACCUCCGGCACGUGAUGCUCGACAGCGUCGCGGAGCAGCUGCACCACCUCAUGGCCGGCAUCUUUGAGGUCAUUCCCCAAGAACUAAUCCUCGUGUUUGACUACCAAGAACUCGAGCUCAUCCUCUGCGGCGUGCCGUCGAUCGACCUCGCCGACUGGAAGACGCACACGCAGUGCAACGAAGACAUGCCGCCGGAGCUGUGGCAGUGGUUCUGGGAGGUCGUCGGCGCCUUCUCGGACGAAGAGCGCGCGCGUCUCUUGCAGUUUACGACCGGCUCGUCGCGCGUGCCGGUCCAGGGCUUCAAGGCGCUCACGAGCUACGACGGCCGGAUCUGCCACUUCACCCUCAACACGGUCGCGUACCCCGAGCACACGUUUCCGCGCGCACAUACGUGCUUCAAUCGCAUCGACUUGCCCAAGUACAAGACCAAGCAAGAGCUCGAGAACGUGCUGACGCUCGUUGUCAACAUGGAAGUCACGGGCUUUACGGACGAGUAGUUACUAUGUAAUUGCUACAUGUUGAUGGGAGUAUUACCUAUAUGAGUAUAUCGAUAUACAUGUGGCUGGA
Molecule: messenger RNA, 1997 nt
Organism: Saprolegnia diclina VS20
Lineage: Eukaryota; Oomycota; Saprolegniomycetes; Saprolegniales; Saprolegniaceae
Exons: 5
Coding region: 62-1927 (621 amino acids)
Molecular function (GO): ubiquitin-protein transferase activity
Source: RefSeq, a predicted model, not a curated record